AUGACCUACGAUAAACAAAACAAUGGCCAUCUCGCCAAACCGUUCACGCCCACCCUCUCCGCGGCAUUCCACCGCACCAGCAAAUCUCCUCUGACUCCGAAAUUGGCCAGUCCAAGUCCUGGAUAUCCAGUGCCUCGUCGUCUUGCUCAACCCGACCACCCCUAUUCCACCCCCACCAAGGACGAUAUUCCCUCCGUCCCUCCGUCCUACCUGAGCGCAAACGUCACCCCUCGAUCGGGUUCACGCACAACUCGCCGCGAUGCAGCUUUCCCCUCACCAACCAAUACUACUCCCGCCUAUUCUCCACCAGCUCCCUAUUCUCACGCCACGGUCGGCCUUGGUGUCAAUGGCGUGCGACGGACAGAACGAAGUCCAGCUCGCGGGGUGAAGCCCGAGCAGUCAAGGAGUCUAAGAGCGAAGACGUUGACGGCGGAAGGCCAACAAGCUUCACGCCCUAAUUCCUUUACUGAUCUCGCGGCCAACUCCCCAAUAAGCACCCCCCGUCCAAAGCAGGCCAAGAUGUCCCCUGCCUCGAGCUUUGUCUACGCCAACGGGGAUCAAGAACGGCAAGCUUCGACAGAAGACUUUUACUCGACCGUCUCCAGCGCCAAGCGCCGCUCUGGAGGCCUCCCUCGCCCUACUCCAUCCAGACCAGCUGCCUCACCUUCUCCUCGUCUCAAAUCUCCUCGAAUCUCCGAUGCCACCUCUCCUCCUUCCGACGAUAUUUUGGCCCAGCAUAGUCCGAACCCUGACAUGGCUUUAGUGGAGAGCAUUAUGCAGCGUUACUGCUCAUCUCCGAGCGUCGUGUCUGAACGGCCGCAGCCUCCCUCGCUCAAACAGCACAGAAAAUCGUCGAGCGUGGACUCCAACAGCCAGAUCUUUCCUCCUCCUGAAGGCCUUCGAGCGAGCCCAGUUAUUAUCUCCAAUAACUUGGGGAUGGAUGGACCGACACCGGUAAUGUCCGAUCAAAUUCCAACACUACGCCCCAGAGUCUUCAGCAAUGGCUCUUCUGUAUCUAUAGGACCCCAGAUAUCCAGGCCUCUGAGCCCGGGAAAGUCCGAAGGACCGGGUGAUACGGCACUGAAUGCAAGGACGGAGCGGAAAAUCAUGGAUUUAGAGAUCAGCAACUCUUCUCUACUGGCCAUCAAUCGGACACUCGAGCGAGAGAUGCGAAAACAAAACGCAGAGCUACGGCGAUAUCGACGACUCAGCCGCUCCGGGCGUCUUUCCAUGGCACCUUCAACGCGUUCCUUCUCUGGUGCUGCGCUGUCUACGACAAGUGAAUUAGAUGAAGGAAACAGCGAACUUUCAUCAAUUCGAUCCGAAGACGAAUUGUCCGAGUCCAGUGAUGAAGAUUCCGUCGUGGAUGAAGGCGUUUUGAGUCCCGAUUCUCUCGCAGAACAUGAUGCCAAGCACCGUGCUCAUGACGAGAAGAAAUUCAUGCUUGAUCUCGCCCGUCACCAGGAGCUUCUGGUUGAUAGCCAGAAACUGAACCAGAGCCUGAAACGAUGUCUCGAGUGGACUGAAGAACUUAUUAAAGAAGGACGGAAAGCUCUCGAGUACAAUGUUCGCGUCCAAGAUGUCGAGCUCGGUGGGCGAGUCCUCUCUCCAGAGGAGCUAGGCGAUUUUGGCGAGAGCGGACGGGGCUUACUCAGUCCUUCAAACGAAUAUACGACCAUUUACCACGCUGAUACUCCGCCAUUUGACGACUCAUAUUUCGACCCCGCGGCACUUCCUUUACCCUCGUCCCCCGGUGGGAGCGACUAG
This is a messenger RNA of Penicillium subrubescens, 1767 nucleotides long. RefSeq lists its product as uncharacterized. The coding region runs from base 1 to 1767 and encodes 588 amino acids. The transcript has 2 exons. Lineage: Eukaryota; Fungi; Ascomycota; Eurotiomycetes; Eurotiales; Aspergillaceae. The record is from RefSeq and is a predicted model, not a curated record.